Diorhabda carinulata is the source of this 564-nucleotide messenger RNA. Its product is annotated as general odorant-binding protein 19d-like. NCBI's taxonomy places the organism in Eukaryota, Metazoa, Arthropoda, Insecta, Coleoptera, Chrysomelidae. Bases 62 to 514 code for a protein of 150 amino acids. The transcript has 2 exons. Gene Ontology annotation, molecular function: odorant binding. Gene Ontology annotation, biological process: sensory perception of smell. The record is from RefSeq and is a predicted model, not a curated record.
UUAUAUCAUCAACAUUUUUGUUUAAAAAAUAUAAUAAUAGAUAUUAUCUAAAUUCAAAACCAUGCGGGGACUAAAACUUGUGUUCGUUCUAAUUUUUCUGAUCGAAAAUUCAUUGGAAAUUUCGUUAGUUGAGCAAAAAUUGAAGCAAACAACUAAAGUUUUACUGGGAAAUUGCCGUGCGAAAUCCGGCGCUACUAAAGAAGACUUCGAAAUGUUACGAUCAAGACAAAUUCCGUCAACCAAAUCUGGACUAUGCCUCAUGGAAUGUUUAUUCGAAGGUGCCAGAAUCAUAGACAAUGGAAAAUUCAACAAAGACGGUAUGAUAACCGCCUUAACACCAGCGAUGAAAGGAGACGCGUCCAAAUUACAAAAACUCAACGAAUUGGGAAAAACUUGCGAGAGUCAAAUAAACAAUAAAAAAUUGGAAAAUUGCCAAACUGGUGAAAAAAUCCUCGAGUGUCUCGCUAAGAAUGGAAAUAAAUAUGGUUUAGAGAUUCAGCAUAACAAAAAUUGAGUUUUAAAAUGUACUUACAAGGAUUUAGAAUUUAAUUAUUAAAUACAAUU